This is a messenger RNA of Linderina pennispora, 1852 nucleotides long. RefSeq lists its product as uncharacterized. The transcript is spliced from 2 exons. The coding region runs from base 35 to 1630 and encodes 531 amino acids. Lineage: Eukaryota; Fungi; Kickxellomycota; Kickxellomycetes; Kickxellales; Kickxellaceae. The record is from RefSeq and is a predicted model, not a curated record.
CUAUUUUCCUUAUAACGCACUGUUUAUUUUAACUAUGACCAAGAACACGCUUACUCUUGAUCACCUGACUGGUGGCACGAUACUUGACCGGAUUCUUGGCUACCUUGUAGGCGACCUCAGGCUUUAUUCCGACAGACCCUCGCCAUAUUCUGAUUUCUAUAUGCUGUACGAAGAUCACCAGACGGCUAUUCGAUACGCUCUUGUCUCUCGCCAAUGGAUGGAAUACUUGGUGCCUUACAUUCUACGCACAAUCUACAUCGUUACUCGUCUUUCUGAUGAACCGCCUGCAGGCAAAUUUAAUCUCGUACACAGAGUGUUUCGUUUGCAAAAGACCGUUGUUGGCAUGGGUGGAGCUCGACAUGUGAAGCAGCUAUACAUAUACAACGGCGACGACGAGCUCCUUCCUACUCUCAACACUCUUUUAGAUGGAAAUGGGUUUGGCGAAACAUCAUGGCCAUCACUCAAAGAAGUCAUCUUUCAUGGAAACCACACCUUUCACACAGAGCUGGGAGAGAAAGAGCACGCCAAUAUGAUACAUUCCUACCUAUCGAGGUUAGCACCAUCUCUUGCCACCAUCUAUGGAAUAUCUAACCCGGUUUUAAACGCGGUUGACAAUAGGCUUUCCAACAAACGGCUAUAUCUGAACACAGAAACACACCGUCACUUGACCUCCACACAUUUUCCACACCUUAUAACACUGGAUUUAGACGACACAUAUGGUAUGCGCAGCUAUCACCUACUAACAUUCUUUGCACCAACACUCAGAAACCUCACACUUCGUAUCUGCUUGGAGUCGCUAUUUACUUGGCAGCAGUUCCUUGGCAGCGCCACCGAUACAACAGUGUUCAAAGAGCUGACAAGCUCUGAAAAUCCAUCUCAGAAUAAACCUCUGGGCAGCCUUUGCCAUCCUCACCCACGCCUCCCAGCCUUUUAUGGACCGCAAACGCUACUCUUCCCUAAGCUAGAUACGAUAGAUGCUGUUCAUAUAUUCAAUGCACACGUCGACUUUAAUGACUUGUUUCCUAAUAUCGCAGUCAGGUCGCUGCUAAUUACUGAACUGCUAGAGAAUUUGCCGUCUAUAAACUCGAUGCCGCUGAAGCAUGUAGAUAGGCUCAGCCUCGGAUUUUCUCAUCUCUUUAGUUCCGGAUACCAUGACACAUGGGGUAGCACAUAUAUUCAGCUAUUCGAGACGUAUUCCAAAGUCCGGUUUGCAGAUAUUUCGAUCCCACUGCUCCCUACUACAAAACUAAACUGGCCAAAUCUCCUGCGUCUUGAGCUUGUCAUCUCCCAAAUCGAUUGGAGUUCUUUCGAAAUAUUUCUACCGGAUCUUCUACAUUUGAAAAUUCUAACCGUUAUCAAAGAUUCGGAUGACAAAAGCGAAUAUUAUGCGGAGCGUCUCAGCAAUGGGAUAGAAAGCUACACACCUACAUCACUGCACGCUAUUAGUCAAACUCUUGAAAAGUUCACAUAUCAACGAGUAUUUGGAGGUUUCGAUCCUAGUGCCUCUGAGUUUAUUCGACAGCUGAUACUACGAGCGCCGCAGCUCAUGGUUGUAAAAGCAGAGCGUAAAUACAUCCAGCCUCAUCUUAAGACUGGCAAGAGCCAAGAUAUCGAGUUUAUAUUUCCGUAGCUUCAAUCCCUCAUACCUCAUCUGCCAGGGUAUAGUUCUGUUAACAUCCAGCAUACCUCUGGGCGCUUCCAGCUGGACACCCCAUGUCCCUUUUCUACGUUUUCUGCUUAUAUCUGUUAUCCACUUUCUUUUCCACUUUAUUCUACUAACAGUUUGUACCACUGUCAGAAUAUACGUUAAAACAUCUACACACAUUAUAGACCUCAAGAGAAGGGCACCUGG